AUGUUCGCCGUUCUCACCCUCGUGCCGGCGGCACCGGCGGCGACUGAGCCGUGCACCUGUGCUUUGAAUUGGACGGAUCCAGACAGCGGCCACGCUUGCAGGGAGCCGCAGUUCGGUUGCCCGCCGGUUGCGUGCGACGGACCGUACCCACCGUGGUGCGUCGUCGAGUCGCUGCCGUGCGCCGACCCUGACCCUGACUCAGGCAUCAACACUGGCUUGUACGGCGGAAAUUGGAUUCAUUGCGAGCCGGAGUAUUCGCCAACGCCGCCGAGUUAUCCGCCGCCGCCGCCCUUUGCAGUUGUGCGAAUCGGCGCCCUCUUGCCGCGGCAGCUGCCAAGCGGCGAGUUGAUGCACCUGGGUCGGGCAGAGGAGCUGACGUCCGUGCUCAUGGCAAUCGAGGAAAUCAACAACAAGACAGACGGCGUGGCGGACGAUCUGCUUCCAAACACGCAGCUUUUGCUCGCACACCGCGACUCGCGCUGCGACCCGGCAUUCGGCAGCGACGCGGCCUACCAGCUACUGCACCACGCGUUCGACGGCGCCGGCUGCGACGCGCUGGUUGGUGCAUACUGCUCAAGCGCGUCCAUCCCCGCUGCGAGGCUGGCGGAGCUGACGGCCACCCCGCAGGUCUCUCACUCCUCUCAGAGCCCGGAAUUGAGCGGCGACGACUUUCCCUUCUUUGCGCGGGUUGUCACCUCUGACUCCCUCAUGGCUGUGGCUUUGGCUGAGGCCACUCGAAAUCUCCUCGGCGUCAAGCGCGUGGCCACCAUUGCGUGCACGGACGCAUACUGCACCGCCGGCGUGGCGGCCUUUGAGGCGGCUGCGUCUGCUCAAGGAAUCACCAUCAUUGAGUCCGUCCGCUUCGAAAACGGUCAGAGCAACCUCGGCGAGCCCCUCGGUGCUUUGCGCGCCUCGUGUGCGACCGUCUUUGUCGCCAUUGCUCUUGCAGAGGAUGCAGAUCGCCUUUUGGAGCAAGCCCUCGGUGCACGGCUCGUCGGCCCUGAAUUCACCUGGGUUGGCGACAUCGGUCUGUUCGAAGGGCUGGGCUCGCUGGCCGGCCGUGGCCUCCCCGUGGACGAUUUCCGCGGAAUACUCGCGAUCACAAACUCAAUCGCGCCAAGCGUGGCGUACGACGGCUACGCCUCUCGCAAGCGCGCACGGCCAUCCACGCUCGGCGACGGGACAAAUUGCGACCCGGCAGACGACGACGAGGGGCACAAACUCUGGUCAGUUGAUACGGAUGAGGAUAGAGCGCCACGCUGCUUCGGUGCCAACAAUCAGUUUCCCGAGAGCGUCUAUGCCCCGAGAGCUUACGAUGCUGUGUACGCUGUGGCGCACGCAGUGCAAGCGCUGGUGGACGACCCGUUGGUUCAGCGUAUCGACGGCGACGCUCUGAUGGCGGCCCUUCUCGCCGUCCGGUUCGACGGCGUGACGGGCAAAGUCUCCUUCUCGUCCGAGCCGGCCACCCUCGGCGACCGCGCGGGUGGCGUCCUUUACGAUGUGAUGAACGUGAACGCGUCAGGCGCGUGGGUCAAGCUUGGCACCUGGCAGCCAGCCGACAACUGGGAGCAGAGCUUUGCCGGCAACGGUCAGGCGCUGACGAGGCCAACGCCCGACAACAGCAAGCCGCCAGAACUCGUGGGCGACACGCUGCGCGUCGGAGUCUUUUGUGAUGAUCAUGUUGGCGAGUCGGAGUGCCAGCAUGUGAUGCACAUCAUUGACCGGAUCAAUGACAAGAAGGACGGCUUCCUAGACGACUUACUUCCGGAUCACACGCUCUUCUACUCUAUGGUUCAGACAGGGACCACCGGCUGUGCCGAGUCUGAGGCCAUUCGACGCCAGUUCGAUCAGCUGUACUCCGACUUGAAUGGAGUAGUCGCCACCAUCGGCCCGUUCUGUUCGGAUGACGUGGCUGCUGUGACAGCCGCCGAGUGGCGCGCUGGAGCCGACAUCUCUACCGUCGUGCUCUCGCCGUCGUCGACGGCUCCGAUCUUGGCGAACGUGGGCGCAUACCCGAACCUGUUGCGCCUCUCGAGCAACGACAAGCACGUCACGUCCGCCGUUGCAGCACUCGCAGAGCGGCUGGGAUGGCAAGCCAUUUGCGUGCUCCAUGACGACGGUCUAUGGGGACGCGGGGUCAUGCAGUCUUUCACCUCAAUCUUUGAGAGCUCAGGUGGGAAAAUCGUAAACAAUGGCACGGCGGAAUUUUCCAAGGCAGCUUUUGACGGCGGCAACUUGACAGGGAGCGACCUGCUCGACCAGCUCGAAGACUGCCAAAUCAUCCUCCUCGUCGCCUACCCGGAUGCGCAGCGGGCUGUGUUUGCUGCCUCCUAUGACGAAGGUCGGCUUUGGGGGCCGGGCUACGCUUGGCUCAACGCGUAUCCGGCUGAGGAAGCCCUCUACAAUGCAGAUGGCUCGGUGAACUCCCUAAAGUAUCAGGCGCUGUGGGAUGAGGUGUCGAGCAGUCAGGGCUGCACCAACAUGAGCCCGCAGUCCCGACCCUUCUGCGACCACGACGACGACGCCUCGACGCUUCCCGAUUACACGGCAAUGUACGUGGAUGCAGUGAUCAAGCUCGCAGUCUCUGCCGAUGCUGCGAUCCGCAACGGCUCACGGCCAGGAGACGCAGAUGCGCUGUACGCGACGAUGCUGGCAGCUGACACCGUGACGGGGCUGAGCGGGCCUCUUGUUUUCGACGACAGCGGAGAUCGACUCGGUACCUUGGAGGUGCUCAACUACCGGCUGCUCACCGAAGCCUCUCAGUCAGGGCGCCGCCUUAGCUCGGUACUUCUGCCGCGUUCGUUGCUUGAGUUCUCAAUCGUGGGCAGCUACUCUACCGCAACCUCGACACUGCAGCUGCCAGACGUUGGCGCUCUCGUCUUCUCCGGGGGAUCGACGGAGGUGCCACAGCACUCCUCCCCUCCUCCACCGCCUCCGCCGCCAGCACCUCCUCCUGAGCCGCCGUUGAGCACUGGCGUACUCGUCGUGAUCGUCUUGCUUUCGGUAAUGACACCCGUCGUCGUGAUUUGGGUCGCCGUUCGAGAGUGGCGCCGUCGGCGGGAGCGCGAGCACGAAUGGACAAGACAGCAGUGGCUGAGAUAUCUCUCAACGGGCCAGCCCGUGCAGCUGGAGCCGCUCACAGACGGCAACAAGUACCAUCUCUUUCUGUCCCAUUCGUGGCUUUCCGGACAGGAUAUGCAUAAGGACGCUGUCCGAGUGAUGAAGGAACGGCUGCUCAAUCUCUUGCCGGACACGAAGAUCUUUCUCGACGUGGACGACUUGGCGUCCGGGCGAGGCGCAGCCGAAGUUGCUAUGUCCAAGAUUCUCGUCGUCUUUUUGUCGGAUGGCUACCUCACGCGCCCCAACACCGUGCGCGAACUGCUUCGGGCGAUGAGCCUGCAAAAAAUCGUUAUCACCGUCUACGAUGAGCGCAGCGUCUACAUGGACAAAGGUGUGCUCCGAGCAGCGAUCGAAGCAGCUUGCCUGAACCUUUCGAGGUGGGGUCUCGACGGCGACUUGGCGGCCUGGGGCGCAGAGGUCCCGACCACGGCCGACAUCUUUGCUGCGCUGACAGCACAGCCUCUCCUGUGGACUCGUGUCCCAGCUUUCAUGAACGUCACUUUGCAGGCGUGCGUGACACCGCUGGUUCAGCCCAAGGCGCCCAUGUUGCGACCAAGCGCAGACGGGAAAGCGAAUCUCUCCCCGGAGGCGCUCCAGCGCACAGUCGAGAUGCUGGUUCAGCCCAAGGCGCUCAUCUUGCAAUCUGUCCCGUCUUGGGCGCAGAAGGGGCUUGGUCGCGCAGACGGGAAAGCGAGUCUCUCCCCGGAGGCGCUCGAGCGCGCAAUCGAGAUGAUGCAGGCUGCUGCUGAGCCUGGCGCGGCGGCUUCGACGAGGCUGUACACGCGAGCCGGCAUUGGCUUCACCUGGCAGAGGCUCCGCGCUGGAGAGAGAUUUCGAAUCUACGCCAGCCCACACAACCCCGGCGCGCUCGAGCUCACCCAGGAGCUGUCUUGCCUGCUGCAGCACCUCGACAUAGAGCUCGAAGUGACGACCUCCGUCGCCGACCUCACGGCCUGCAGCCACAUGCUGCUGUACCUCGACAAGCGCACCUGGGUGUCGACGGAGAAUGACCAGCGGAUAGCCGCGCUCUCAAGCGACGUGAAGGCCGCCCUGGCCGGGCGCGUUCACCUGCUUCCGGUUCACGAGAGCGAGCCGUUUGAGUACAUGGCGGGCAGCCACGCCGGCGUCAAGUUCGACGACCUCCUCGACUGCGUGGAUGGCGCGACCCCCAUCGAGCUGCUUCAGCGACAGGUCUACGCGGAGGUUGCGGUGCCGCUCAAAGAAGGCAUCUAUCGGCCCGCAAGCCUGCUGCUGCUCGCACGCGCUGUCGGCGACCAGACGCGGACUUCGGCGCUGCGGCAGCUCACUUUUUCCUCCAAAGAGCUGCGCCUGCCCUCUAUGACUUUGGCGGAGGGCAGUGCGAGUCUGAUGAGCCGGACGAGCAAAUAUUGCCGCUCUCUCUCGAGCCGGCAGAGCACACCACACGGACGCAGGAGGGCGCUCCCUCCUCUCUGAGGGUUGGAUGGUCCGGACCUGCCCGGCAUUUGGGUACCACUUUGCCCACGCUGCAGUCGCGCUGCCAAGGCCUGCUAGCAUCUUUGGUACCACGCGUGCCGUCGUCCUCUGUCGUCCUCUGUCGUCCUACGUAGAGAUAAUGUACAAUUGCAA
Messenger RNA from Emiliania huxleyi CCMP1516, 4728 nucleotides. RefSeq lists its product as hypothetical. The record is from RefSeq and is a predicted model, not a curated record. Gene Ontology annotation, cellular component: membrane. Bases 1 to 4575 code for a protein of 1524 amino acids. Gene Ontology annotation, biological process: G protein-coupled receptor signaling pathway. Lineage: Eukaryota; Haptophyta; Isochrysidales; Noelaerhabdaceae. The transcript has 4 exons. Gene Ontology annotation, molecular function: G protein-coupled receptor activity.